CCAGACAGCAUCUUUGCUCCACUGUCAGACAUGGACCACAUGAUGUCACACUCUUCUGAUCACAGUGACCACAUCCAAAAACCUUUGGAGAGUAAAAAUGACUCUAAAGGUGAUACGAGACAUCACACUAACAACAAACACUUUGACUGCUCUGAAUGUGGGAAAUUAUUUAGAAAGAAGAGUCAUUUUACACAACACAUGAGAACACAUACUGGAGAGAAACCUUUUACUUGCGCUGUUUGUAAGAAGAGUUUCUCCAGAAAGGAACAAAUGACCAUACACAUGAGAACACACACUGGAGAGAAACCUUUUACUUGCUCUGUUUGUGCUAAAAGAUUCAACACUAAGAAUGACAUGAUAUUACACAUGAGAACUCACACAGGUGAGAAACCUUUUACUUGCUCUGUUUGUAAGAAGAGUUUCUCCACAAAGCGUAACAUGACCAGACACAUGAGAGCACACAAUGGAGAGAAACCUUUUGCUUGCUCAGCUUGUGCUAAAAGAUUCAACUUUAAGAGGACAAUUAUAUUACACAUGAGAACACACACAGGUGAGACACCUUUUACUUGCUCUGUUUGUAAGAAGAGUUUCUCCAGAAAGGGUGACAUGACCACACACUUGAGAACACACACUGGAGAGAAACCUUUUGCUUGCUCAGCUUGUGCUAAAAGAUUCAACACUAGGAAGAAAAUUAAAUUACACAUGAGAACACACACUGGAGAGAAACCUUUUACUUGCUCUGUUUGUAAGAAGAGUUUCUCCAGAAAGGAACACAUGACCACACACAUGAGAAUACACACUGGAGAGAAACCUUUUACUUGCUCUGUUUGUAAGAAGAGUUUCUCCAGAAAGCAAAUCAUGACCACACACAUGAGAACACACACUGGAGAGAAACCUUUUGCUUGCUCAGCUUGUGCUAAAAGAUUCAACACUAAGAAGAAAAUUAUAUUACACAUGAGAACACACACUGGUGAGAAACCUUUUGCUUGAUUAGUGUUAAAAUAAUUAUGUA
Molecule: messenger RNA, 1012 nt
Organism: Nerophis lumbriciformis (worm pipefish)
Lineage: Eukaryota; Metazoa; Chordata; Actinopteri; Syngnathiformes; Syngnathidae
Source: RefSeq, a predicted model, not a curated record